Messenger RNA from Frankliniella occidentalis (western flower thrips), 851 nucleotides. RefSeq names its product chymotrypsin-like elastase family member 2A. The transcript is spliced from 7 exons. Lineage: Eukaryota; Metazoa; Arthropoda; Insecta; Thysanoptera; Thripidae. Gene Ontology annotation, molecular function: serine-type endopeptidase activity. The coding region runs from base 129 to 851 and encodes 240 amino acids. The record is from RefSeq and is a predicted model, not a curated record. Gene Ontology annotation, biological process: proteolysis.
CAAGGCCCCUCGCGCCCGGCCGCCGUGCACCCGCCCCCCGCGCCGCCCCCGUCCCCCGUCCCCCGUCCCGCCGCCACGCCCCAGGCGGAGGCGCGGGCCCGCGGGCACACGGCCCAGCCCAGGACGACAUGCGGCCGCUCGGCUACCUGGUUCCGCUCAUGGUCCUGUGCGCGGCGCUGGGGGCGCAGGUGGCCGCGCACCCGGCCCCCGCCGCCAAGGGCCUGGCCUCGUCCGCCGACAAGAAGAAGACCAAGCCGCACAGGACGGCGAGCACGGCGGGUGGGCGCAGGCCGGCGGGCGGGGAGGACACCACGUCCGGCGGCGGGCCCGACCUGGGCAGGAGCGGGCUGGCGCUCGCGGCCGCGACGGUGGGCGGAGCGGGGCAGGGCGUGACCGCGGCGUCGGACAGGGACAGCCGGCCCGACAGCGACAGCGCUCCAGACGGCGCCGUGCUCAAGUCCAGCGUCACCAGCAGGACGCCGACGAAGCAAGGCGCGUACCCGUUCCUCGUGGCCGUGCAGAGGAUCUGCGGCAGCUGCCAGACGCGCCACUCGUGCGGCGGGGUGCUGCUGGCGCCCCAGUGGGUGCUGGGCGUGGCGCAGUGUGCCGAGACGCAGCCGGGCGAGUACCUCGUGGUGCGGGCCGGCGAGAGCUUCAUCUGGCCGGGUGGCCAGACUCCCACGCAGAAGGUCGUCGAGGUCGUCUGGCACGAGGCGCCCUCUUCCACAGAUGACUACCCGCGCUACGACUUGAUCCUCCUGCGGCUGGAGAACCCGUUCACGUUCGGCGAGUUCAUCAACGCCAUCAACAUGGCGCCGCCCAGCCACACCGAACUAAACCAUAAUAGGUAA